AUUGUACCAUCCAUGGUUUGACAGCCCUAGUCUGUGAGUGUUCGCUGUUCGCUGAAGGCGAAAAUUUAAAGAAUCAAAGAAAAUACGGUGUUUUAAAUUAAAAGUGCAGCGGUACGCGAGCAGCGACAGGUGAAGCGGGCCCAGGAAAACGCAGUUUGCGACAGCGAGUGGAAAACACAGUGUUCCCUCGAUAACAGUGACGGCGGUCCCAACGUACAGGAAAACCAGGAGAUUUCCGCCCAAAAAAGCAACAAUUGAACGCACGCAACUCGGCGGAAGGAGCGAGCGAGAGAGGGAGAGGCACAAACACCAGCACACAGCAAUACCAACACACACACAUACACACACUUACACGGCACAAAGGUUAUCAACAGCAAAAGCAACAGAAACAACAACAACAAACUAACUUUAAAUAUAAAGCAUAUAUUAACUAAAAUCAACUGAGUAACAACUGAAACCGACAAGCAAUCGCCGAACAACGCCUAAAAACUAGUGAUUUUCGAGGAAGAACCACCUAGAAAGUAAAACCCACCUACCUGGCCUACCUGCAUUUUGGGUCUGUUCUCUAGAAUUUAGCACAAAAACACAAAAUAUAUAAAGGAUAUAUUAGCCAACAUGCGUGAGUACAAAAUCGUGGUCCUCGGAAGCGGCGGCGUGGGAAAAUCUGCGCUGACGGUCCAGUUUGUGCAGUGUAUCUUCGUGGAGAAGUAUGAUCCGACCAUCGAGGACAGCUACAGGAAGCAAGUGGAGGUGGAUGGACAGCAGUGUAUGCUGGAGAUCCUGGACACGGCGGGCACGGAGCAGUUCACCGCAAUGCGCGAUCUGUACAUGAAGAACGGCCAGGGAUUCGUGCUGGUCUACUCCAUCACGGCGCAAUCGACGUUCAACGAUCUGCAGGACCUACGGGAGCAGAUUCUCCGGGUCAAGGACACGGAUGAUGUGCCCAUGGUCCUUGUGGGCAACAAGUGCGACCUCGAGGAGGAGCGUGUUGUCGGCAAGGAGCUGGGCAAGAACCUGGCCACCCAGUUCAACUGCGCCUUCAUGGAGACCUCAGCCAAAGCCAAAGUGAAUGUGAACGAUAUUUUCUACGAUCUGGUCCGGCAAAUCAACAAGAAGUCGCCCGAGAAGAAACAGAAGAAGCCGAAAAAGUCCCUAUGUGUUCUGCUAUAAGACUUCCAAAAAACAAAAAAAAAAAACAAAGAAAAGAAAACAAAACAGAGAGGAUAAUAUAGAAGAGGAAGAAGCAAAAGUAUAAGCGUAAAGUAAAAAAUUUU
Molecule: messenger RNA, 1274 nt
Organism: Drosophila eugracilis
Lineage: Eukaryota; Metazoa; Arthropoda; Insecta; Diptera; Drosophilidae
Gene: Rap1
Product: ras-related protein Rap1
Exons: 2
Coding region: 616-1170 (184 amino acids)
Biological process (GO): negative regulation of synaptic vesicle exocytosis; Rap protein signal transduction; cellular response to cAMP
Cellular component (GO): plasma membrane
Molecular function (GO): GDP binding; GTPase activity; GTP binding
Source: RefSeq, a predicted model, not a curated record